AUGACGAACGUACUCAUCACUGGCGGCUCAGGCUAUCUUGGUGGAUCGCUACUUGCAUCAUGGGCGGAUGCAAAUAUUGAGGUUUAUGACAAGCUGUACGCACUGGUGCGAUCCGAUUCGCAAGCUGCCGCAGUAAAGUCGCUCUACGGCGCUGAGCCUGUCAGAUGUAGCCUUGAGGAAGGCGAUAUCAGGAGUCUUGUCGUGGACAACGGCAUCACCGUGGUAUUUUACCUGAUCGAUGCCUACCGUGCCGAGCGACCCGUUAGCUUCAUUAAGGCUCUUGCUGAAGUUAAGAAAGCAACUGGGCGAGGAGUACACUUUGUCUACACAACAGGGACGAAGCAGUUUUCUGAGCAUGCCGGUGCGCCGACAGACAAGCCACUUCUGGACACGGAUCCCAAUCUGUAUGACAUCCAGAGAGGCCAAAAGGCGCCAGUUGAGGAGAUGGAGGUGGGACUGGGCUUUGGGAACCUAAUUUCCAUCCAAACGGUAGAUGUGGUCACCGCAGCAAAAGGGGCAGGACGCGUUUACCGGAUUGGGCCUGAAGGACAGACAUGGCCGGUGUGCCACAUAUCCGACAACACGUCGCUCUACAUCGCGCUGGCCAGAGCCAUUUUGAGCGGCUCCAACCCCGAUCAUGGGAAGUUCGGUUACUACCUAGCUUCCUCAGGCUCAGCCAGCUGGGAUGACAUUUACGCAGCUGUGGCCAAAGCAAUGGCGAAACGGGGUGUCAUUGAUGAUGACACAGUCGCACCCGUCACAGAUGAAGCGUUGAGGAAGAUGUCCGAUGCGUUGAAUGUAGAGCCGGCGUCGGCGGUGUCCAAAGUUGGUGGAAAGUAG
This is a messenger RNA of Colletotrichum gloeosporioides, 840 nucleotides long. RefSeq lists its product as uncharacterized. The coding region runs from base 1 to 840 and encodes 279 amino acids. Lineage: Eukaryota; Fungi; Ascomycota; Sordariomycetes; Glomerellales; Glomerellaceae. The record is from RefSeq and is a predicted model, not a curated record. The transcript has 4 exons.